ACAAACUGUUUCAAUGCGUCUCUCCCGCUCAAUCCGAGUGCAGUAUAUGUUCACAAACUUGGCUCCUGUUCUGUCGAUUUAUCAACCUCUUUAAAUAUUCAAAAAAACAGUACGUCAUCUCCGAAGGUGGAUCACAUAGUGUGCCAAUAUCUAUAAAGCACCGUGCGAAGAGAAGCCUUUAAGAAGAUCACAUUUUGGAAAGAGACUUUGAAGGAAGAAUUCUUACUAUCGCCGAAAUGGUUCUGCAUUUAAAACGUAGUAAGUUCAAUUUUUUUAACUCUUCUGAAUAACAAGUCAAUCAUACCGUGUAAUUAUUUAAAUAUGAGACUGUCAAACCAAAGAUUAAGGAAUUAACCACCACUGCAGUUAAAUUAAAGUAAAGCGACAGAUAGCAUCCGUCUUUUUUACCAGUCCAUAACCAAUCACUGACAGUAGUCAGUUUCAAUCAAUCUGGGAUUAUCCUGCCGUGGAUCCUAAUUUAUUGCUGUGCUCUAAUAAAACACACGAUGCCUUGGGGUGUGAAGCCCCUUGAACAGAAUAAACUCGUAUAUAAUAUAGACAGGCUAGUACAUGCAACCUGUUAAACUAUUUGGACUACUUGACAGGCGUAAAUUAAUGAAGGGAGUAGCUAAGUGCGUGACCCUCAAAAGCAAACGUGUUCUUUCCUAAACUUUUCUAAAAUCAUUUUGCUGUAAAUCUGCAAAAAAUAUUAUUUCCUGAAAGAAUGGAAGCUAAUUGUGUUGUAUCUCUGUCUUGCAUUGAUCUUUUUUACUUGUAGACCUCUGAGGACAACACAUUAAAUCACCAAAAUAAACUUAAAAUUUGUGACGUGAUUUUUCCUUGGGUCAUUCGCGGAGUGAAUUGCACGCCAGACUGAUUUCACUUUCGGAUUUUGGAGAUGUUCCUGUCCAUGUUCAGUCAUUUUUCGGUGCUGGCCACAGCAAUCACAUCUAUACUAUCCGCCUUGCUGUUGCUCGCUGUAUCCCGGCAACUAUGGACGUUCCGGUGGACAAUCACACGGGAUAAGGAGUGCAAACUCCCCCUUCCAAAAGGUUCAAUGGGAUGGCCACUCGUAGGAGAAACUUUCCACUGGCUGUUUCAGGGGUCCAGCUUUCACAUCUCUAGAAGGGAGAAGUACGGAAAUGUGUUUAAAACUCACCUCUUAGGGAAACCUGUUAUCCGCGUGACAGGCGCCGAAAACAUACGCAAAAUACUUCUCGGAGAGCACAACUUGGUGUGCACGCAGUGGCCUCAAAGUACCCGGAUAAUCCUGGGACCCAACACGCUGGUGAACUCUGUUGGAGACCUCCAUAAGCAGAAGAGAAAAAUCUUGAGUAAAGUGUUCAGCCGCGGAGCUUUGGAGACGUAUAUUCCACGCUUGCAAGAUGUUGUCAAGUCUGAAAUCGCCAAAUGGUGUUCGGAGCCCGGUUCAGUGAACGUGUACGCUGCGGCCAAAUCUCUCACAUUUCGUAUUGCUGUCCGGGUCCUGUUAGGAAUAACCAUGGAGGAGGCUCGGAUCAACUACCUCUCCAAAAUAUUCGAACAGCUAAUGAAUAACCUGUUUUCACUUCCAAUCGAUGCGCCUUGGAGUGGUCUUCGUAAAGGUAUCAAAGCCCGGGAAGCGCUCCAUGCGAGCAUGGAGAAAAUUAUCGAAGAGAAAAUGCAAAAAGAGCAAUCUGAGGAGUACAGUGACGCAUUUGAUCACAUGCUGAACAGCGCUAAGGAAAAUGGAUACGAGUUAAGUACUCAGGAACUGAAGGAGUCUGCAGUUGAGUUGAUUUUUGCUGCCCACUCAACCACAGCCAGCGCCUCCACGUCGCUUAUCCUGCAGCUGCUCAAACACCCAUCCGUGGUUGAGAAAGCCAGGGCAGAGCUGGAAGCAAACGGACUUUCCUGCAGCUCGUACUGUGUAAACGGUCCCGCAACCAAGAAAGGGGGUCAGAAUGGAGAGGACAUUCCAUUAAAGCAUGAGAAGACAGAAAGAGAUGCGAACAAAAACUGCUGUACUGGAACAGAGACGACUUGCUUACUGAACAACACAGGGGCCGGUAACUCUGACUUCACGUCGGACAGCGAAGAAAAAAUAACACAUCCCUGUACCUGUCUGCCCCAUUUGAGUAUGGAGAAACUAAACCGACUCCGGUACUUGGAUUGUGUUGUUAAAGAGGUCCUCCGGUUUCUACCGCCAGUAUCUGGAGGAUACAGGACUGCACUGCAGACCUUUGAAUUAGACGGUUAUCAGAUUCCGAAAGGAUGGAGCGUCAUGUACAGCAUCCGGGAUACCCACGAGACAGCCGCUGCUUAUCAAAGCCCAGAACUCUUUGAUCCCGAUCGCUUCGGAUUUGAGAGGGAUGAAAGUAAAACCGGACGGUUCAACUAUGUCCCGUUUGGCGGCGGAAUCAGGAGCUGUGUCGGGAGGGAUCUGGCUCAAAUCAUUCUAAAAACUUUGGCCGUUGAAUUGCUUGCAACCGCCAAAUAUAAGCUAGCCACAGAAACAUUUCCGAAGAUGCUAACUGUUCCAGUUGUCCACCCCGUCAGUGGACUACACGUUCAUUUUAAUUAUCAGCGCUGCGGUUCCAAGAAAAUCUAAAACGUAUUUCAAUGUGUCAUUGUGUAAUUUAUUAAACACAGUCAGUGAAUAGUCUAUGUCUGACGUGGUGAACAUGACGGCGUGUACCUGGUCGUUUGAAUCUGAACUCAACGAGAGAACAUGCUAUCGCACGUUCAAUUUGUAGGCCUACAAUAUCGCAUCUUCAUAGUCUCCAGAAAUGCGCCGCAUGAAUAAAAAAACACAAAAAAAACUUCAAAUUACCUAAAUGUGACUACUAUUAGCCUAAGACAUUAGCCUAUUUGAAGAUUUUUUAUUUUUUUAUUUUUAAACAGAACCUAUUGAACCUGGCUAAAAUUGGCACCCAGCUGCUUGCUAAGCCACUUUUAAACACAACGUUUAAUUCUUAAAUAUGACCAGUAGGCUACACUUUGGCUGGUCGGUUACAAAAAUACCUUCCUUUUGGUUUAUCUACUGAGUACGGCUUAGCCAUUCCAUACCGUGAUGUAAUAUUUUGGUAAUUUAUAUUGUUAUAGUUUGUGCCACAGAUAGUCUUGUAUGACAACGCUAUAUCUAUUUACUUUCCUAAAAUAAUUUUGUUGUAUAUGUUUGUGUAUAAAAUGUAAUCUGUGUAGAGAAUGAAGUAGCAUGCCACAUAAGCUCUAUUUAUAGGAAAUGGCCAAGUACAGAAGUUAUUUGGACUGAAUUUUAUUUGUUGUGUUCCUUGGAAUAUUAAAUCCAAAUAUAAUUAGCUAGCUUGCUUGUGAAAUUAUCCUGAUCAAAUAAAACUAACCGUAUUAUUCAUGUGUAGGAAAAAAAAAAAAAACAUACAGGCAGUUCCAGGGUUUUUGUGGUGACAGCAUGCCAUGUAGCCAAUAAGAGUAAUCUAUUUGGCAGAUCCACCUGACAUCACCUCAGUUUGAACCCUGUACUGAUUACGGUUUAACUAUGACCAUAAAGAAAAUGUGAAGCCACGUGGUCUGAGCUCUUGUGAAUCACCAGGUGGGUGAUGACUGUGGAAUACAGAAGGAAAGACGUGAGCCAUAUAGCACUUUUUUCUCCUAUGUGGAGCUUAUACGCAGUAAAAUGUCCAGUGUUAAUUCAGCCCUAACAUAUAUCAGGGGCCAUAUGUACUCUGUAAAAGUCCAUUUAACACUGAAUGAUUUUGCCAUAUAUAUAUAUAUAUAUAUAUAUAUAUAUGUGUGUGUGUGUGUGUGUGUGUGUGUGUUGUAUAUAGUUUUUGUGUUCUGAUUUCAGCAUCAUUGGCAGGUUAGGGAUAAUUGUGUUUUAAUAUCUGUCUGUGUAGCUCUUUGAUGUAGCCCUGUUACCACAUUUAUAUGUUUAAAUGUGCAGUUAUCUGUAUUAUGAUGUGUUGAUCUUAGCUAUUGUUGUGGCUGUUGAUUAGAAUGGAUAUUGUUGAAGUAUUUACAGAGAGUAGCUUAAAAUGGUGUUGUGCUCUACAUAAAUGUACACAUAAUGUACAUAUAUGUAAAUCUAAAGACCCAACACAGGAUGUUUGUAAACCUGAGCUUUCCUUGUCCUUGACAUGUUUCUGUUCUCUGAUGAACAGAAUUAACAGAAUAAUACAAACAUCCCACCCUGUU
Molecule: messenger RNA, 4152 nt
Organism: Anguilla rostrata (American eel)
Lineage: Eukaryota; Metazoa; Chordata; Actinopteri; Anguilliformes; Anguillidae
Gene: cyp26c1
Product: cytochrome P450 26B1
Exons: 6
Coding region: 899-2590 (563 amino acids)
Biological process (GO): sterol metabolic process
Molecular function (GO): monooxygenase activity; oxidoreductase activity, acting on paired donors, with incorporation or reduction of molecular oxygen; heme binding
Source: RefSeq, a predicted model, not a curated record